AAGCAAAAAAUGUACAAUUAGUUCCACAAGUUACUGGGUGUAAAGAUGCAGAUGUCCAAGGUUUUUUAUACAAAUAAUAAGGGCAGAAAUGAAUCAUUUUAGGAUUUCAGAUGAUCUAACAUUACAUUCUAAACAUUUGAUGGGGAGAAAGAAACUACAACACUGUGAUGUAGAUACUGGAUGCAUCCAUCAUAAAAAUGAGAAAUGAUUCAGAAAAAACACCAGCUUUACAGCACAUAAACCCACAUACACUAUUUGAAUCAGGAAAUACUAUACUGUGUUUCCUGCACUGGAAAAGAUAAAUUGGUUAGAAUGUAAGCAUAUAUUGAACUGGAACAACCUCUUAACUACUCUGCCUGGUGUCACCAGUCCCUAUAAUUGGCCCCACACACAGCAACAAGUUAUCAGCUGUGACAGAAAGGCUGGCCAUCAAAGUUAGACGCAUAACUCUCCAACCAGACAGAAAACACAGAACGGAGAACACAGAAGUAGCUACUGAAAACACCAAACACGGAAAAGAGAAGUAGUAACAUUUCGAUUUUCCCACCUCUAAAUUAACUGACACCCAUCUGAGAAAUUUAUGCUUGCAACAACAAACAAGAAUAACCAGAUUCUGAUUCCCACUUCCCUUCUGAAAGACUAAGCAGAGACAGCAGGAAGGCUGCGCUGCCUGAUCACGCUGGAAGAGCAGAAGGAACAUGAAGAUAGGAGCGGUAACGGUCUCAAUUUUCACAACAAUUAAUUCUACACUUCCGUGAUGGAGGAAUACUUGCGACGUUUUGAAGAUGUGUCAAAAAAAUAUGGAAGCAAGUUUCUCAUGCAGGUGCAAGAUGGUUCACCUCGAAAAGUUUUCAGGAAGGGCCAUGCAAUACUUCCGCUUCAUCUGGCUGCCUCUUACAGAAGAUUUAAGAGCAUGCAGAGUCUGCUGUCAGCAGGAGCAGACCCUGAAAUGAGGGACCAGCUCGGUCAAACCACACUACACUUGGUGAUAGUUUGUUGGCCGAGCAUCCAGACAACUUGGUCAAAACCAGAUUCCAAGUUACAGACUGCUGUGAUCGAUUUGCACAGGAAGGCGAAGGCUUGUCUACAGCUCCUCUGUGAGCAUGGUGUUAACGUCAAUGCACAGGUGAAGGGAGAGAGUCAGCAGACAGCUCUCCACCUUUCAGUACGCUACACUGCUCUGUCUGCUGUCCAGAUUCUUGCCAGCUAUGGCGCUGAUGUUAAUGCUGUGGACAGCAACGGGAUGACGCCCCUACAUAUGGCCGCUGGGAUGCUCCAUAAGGAUAUUAUAGCCAACCUGAUCAGGCAGGGAGCAGAUAUCAACAUGGGGCUGAAGAACACUGGAAACACUCCUCUGCACUUAGCUGCUGUGGCAAUGGCUAUGAAGACCACCAAGACCCUGCAAGACGACUUAAACUGCAUCUCUGAGCUGCUGGAUCAUGGGGCCGAGCCCAACGCAGAGAACAAGGCAGGAAUUACACCUUUACACGAGGCAUGCAGCAUGGGCAACAAGGAGCUGGUCGAGCUGCUGCUCAGGUACGGAGCUAACAUCAACAAGCUCAGCCAAGCAGGGGAGAACUGUCUGUUUCUGUUCCUGAACCACAGGUCUAAUGUAAGGAACAGCUCCCUGCUGGUGAAGCUCCUCAGCCUGACCUCCCCGCUCACCGUCUACAACCAAAACUGCCACCUGCCCUCAGCCUUGACAUUACCAUGUUUCUUGAAGCAGAGAGACCAGCUACUAAAACUCAUUCAGCAGCCAAGAAGGCUUCAGGAUAUUUGUAAGAGUGAUAUUUACCUGAAACACAUCCCAGACAAAAAAGGGGAACUGAAAGAAAUCCUGCCAGAGAGGCUAUAUGACUUUGUCUUCAACUACUGGGAGAACACACACAACAUCUCCUUUGUGAUUGAUGAUGACCGACAGGACUCUUUUGAUAACACAUUUGAUAAUAUUACUCCUAGCUGACACCUGUGAGUCAGUGACAGUUGGAGGUGAUGUCUCAAGCUACAGACACACCUUAAAUCUAAUAACUUCAAACAUACAAAUACAAAUUUAUCAAAGCCGCUCACCUUCAGGUCUCUGUGCAUGA
Molecule: messenger RNA, 2087 nt
Organism: Seriola aureovittata
Lineage: Eukaryota; Metazoa; Chordata; Actinopteri; Carangiformes; Carangidae
Product: ankyrin repeat domain-containing protein 61-like
Exons: 5
Coding region: 758-1963 (401 amino acids)
Molecular function (GO): protein binding
Source: RefSeq, a predicted model, not a curated record